CAAGAACCUCUCAAGUGCUUCUAGUAACCCGUCACAAGCUUGUCAUGUCAACCUCUACGGCUCUCGAGUUCGGAGUUAUCAACACCCUACGCACGGGCAAUGCUGUAUACGACCUAAUGGUUUGCAUGGUGGUGCCAGCCGUCGUGCAGCGGAUCACCAACUCUGGCCAGGACGCGCUGGGAGUCCUUAGGACAAUAUUUGAGUUCCUGUGUUGCCUGUUCUUUCCGCGGAAGUACGUGACCCACGUCGUGGAAACCAAAGCAGUGUCGGGUGAAAAUCGAACGUACCGCCUCGACGACGACUCGAAGGGAAACGAGUUGCUGCAGAAGGCCAUUUUGCUAUACCUCACUGAGAACUUGGAUAUGGGGGACAAGUCAGGACGAUACGAUCUGCUGGAGAGACCGAAUGCGAAGAAGUUGCUCGCGAAAAAGGAGUUUGUGCACAUUGAUCUUGAAAAACAGAAACGCAUUAAGGUGUUGCUAGAGCAGCCUGCUUUACCUGAAGUUGCUAAGCUUGGAGUGAGUGUGUUGCCACCUUUGGAUCGAUGGAUAGUGGUCCAAGAAGGUGUCGAGUUCAUGAACGAGACCAAGAAAAAUGAUGAUGAGAAAAGUACCACUAUUCAAGAGACCAAGACGCUUUUCCACUUGCGAUCUAAUCUACCGGAUGGACCAGAACGGAUCGACGCGUUCGUUGAAAAGGCAUUUACAUUCUAUCGAGACAUCGAGAACAAGAAGUUUACGAGUGACACUGCUCGGUACAUGUAUGUGCGCUCUUCAGACCGACCAGCAGCUACCGACACGGACGACGAAAGUAAACUCAGUGCACCAUACCACAAACGUUACGCCCUGGGCAACGACAAAACAUUCGAUAACGUUUUCUUCGAGGAGAAGGAGUCUCUGCUGCAGUUGUUAUACCACUUUGAAAACAAAACGGGCAAGUUUGCCAUCGAGGGAUUCCCGAACAAGUUAGGAUUGCUGCUGUAUGGACCACCCGGAACAGGCAAAACAAGUGUAAUCAAGGCGGUGGCGGAGAAGACUGGACGCCAUAUCGUAAACAUCUCUCUCGGCAAAGUCAAGACCAACCAGGAGCUCAUGGACGCCAUGUUUGACCUCCGUUACGCCAUCGAUAGACUCGAUUUGCCUGUACGCAUGGGCUUCAAAGACGUCGUGUUCGUGAUGGAGGACAUUGACUGUGCGUCUUCAGUUGUAGCAACUCGCGAGGAGGGAUCGCCAACGCCAGUAUCGGAGAAAUCGGCAGAAGGUGAAGAUAACAAUUCUAAAGCUACAGAGAUAAUCAACGAGGUUGAAGACGACGCUGGGUUUGAGGAUAUUCCAAGGCUUGGGCCGUUCUAUCGCCGCGGAAAGAUGGCGGCACGAUUUUUCGGUCCCAGUACGAUGAACUUAGAUGACGAUGACGAUGACGAUGAAGACGACGGAUUCCUAUCUGCGUUGUUGCAAUCGCAGAUGGAGUUUGAGGGUUUUGGGCCAAAGAUGAAGGGAGGAUUCGUGUCCUCAUCAAACUCCACUGAUAAACUCAACCUCGCCGGUGUUCUGAAUGUUCUGGACGGAGUUAUCGACUGCCCUGGGAGGAUCGUGAUCAUGACCACCAACCACCCAGAAAUGCUGGAUCCAGCCCUUGUUCGCCCCGGGCGCAUCAGCAAAAAGCUGCACCUUGGCUACAUGUCCACUGCGCAGAUUGAGAAAAUGAUGUCGUAUUACUUUGCGAGGACGCUGAAUCAUGAACAGCGAAGGCGAUUACAAACACUGGAGGAUUCUGACAGGGUCUUCACUCCUGCAGAUAUCGAAGAGCUGUGUGCGGAACAUGACAGCGUUGAUGAUGCACUUGACCGGAUGCUGUAUUAAUUAUAUGUUUUCUUUAAAUUAAUAUACAAUAAAACUUUACCUUAAGGUGCCUUAAAGGUUAUUGAAACACGA
Molecule: messenger RNA, 1934 nt
Organism: Phytophthora nicotianae INRA-310
Lineage: Eukaryota; Oomycota; Peronosporomycetes; Peronosporales; Peronosporaceae
Exons: 1
Coding region: 45-1862 (605 amino acids)
Molecular function (GO): ATP binding; ATP hydrolysis activity
Source: RefSeq, a predicted model, not a curated record